Molecule: messenger RNA, 965 nt
Organism: Gilbertella persicaria
Lineage: Eukaryota; Fungi; Mucoromycota; Mucoromycetes; Mucorales; Choanephoraceae
Exons: 1
Coding region: 95-916 (273 amino acids)
Biological process (GO): carbohydrate metabolic process
Cellular component (GO): membrane
Molecular function (GO): chitin deacetylase activity
Source: RefSeq, a predicted model, not a curated record
ACCUGAAACUUGGGGUUUGACUUACGAUGAUGGACCCAACUGUUCUCACAAUGCUUUCUAUGACUACCUUGAAGAAAAAAAUUUGAAGGCUUCCAUGUUCUACAUUGGUUCCAACGUCAUUGACUGGCCCUACGGUGCUCAACGUGGUGCUAAGGCUGGUCAUCACAUUUCCGAUCACACUUGGUCUCACCAAUUGAUGACUACCUUGACCAAUGAAGAAGUCUUGGCUGAACUUUACUACACCCAAAAGGCCAUCAAGAUGGUUACUGGUGUCACUCCUCGCUACUGGCGUCCCGCUAUGGGUGAUGUCGAUGACCGUGUUCGUUGGGUUGCCACUCAACUCAACUUGACUGCCAUUAUCUGGGACUUGGAUACUGAUGAUUGGGCCGCUGGUAGCUCCAAGACUGUUGAAGAAGUUGAAGAAACUUAUGAAGACUACAUUGAAAUGGGUUCUAACGGUACUUUUGCCAACAGUGGUCAAAUCGUCUUGACUCACGAAAUCGAUAACACCACCAUGUCUCUUGCCUUGAAGUUCUUGCCCAAGAUCCAAUCUUCUUACAAGCACGUUGUUGAUGUCGCCACCUGUAUGAACAUUACUCAACCUUACCACGAAACCGAAGUUGUUCACACUACUUUUGCUGACUACCUCAACGCUUCUUCUUCUUCUGCUGCUCCUGCUGCUGAUUCUGCUGCUGAUUCUGCCAACACCACUACUAACUCUAGCGCCUCUACUACUACUGAAGCUGCUGCUGGUACCACUGAUGUUGAUCUCUCUGCUAUCACUCUUGCUCCUGCUGCCUCUGCUUCUGCUGUUGCUCCUGCUGCUGCUCGUAUUCAAGUUGCCACCAGUGGUGCUAGCGCUGUUGUCCCCGCUCUUGGUUUGGUUGCCGCCGGUUUCGCCGCUGCUCUUUUCUAAAUAAAAUAAAUUGUAUGUUAUAAAUAAACUUCCUUUUUCAUCAUGCACU